Molecule: messenger RNA, 2011 nt
Organism: Quercus robur (English oak)
Lineage: Eukaryota; Viridiplantae; Streptophyta; Magnoliopsida; Fagales; Fagaceae
Product: coatomer subunit delta-like
Exons: 12
Coding region: 232-1833 (533 amino acids)
Biological process (GO): Golgi localization; endoplasmic reticulum to Golgi vesicle-mediated transport; retrograde vesicle-mediated transport, Golgi to endoplasmic reticulum
Cellular component (GO): COPI vesicle coat; cytosol
Source: RefSeq, a predicted model, not a curated record
ACAUAAUCGGCCUAAGAAAAAGCCCAUAAAACUAAUCUCCUAUUAUCUUUCUCCUCACAAAAAUUUCCCACUCGAUUUCGUUCACUCUCUCUCUCUCUCAAAGAGAAUUAGAAUUUAGAAGACGAAGUAUCAAGUAGAUCAAGCUGGUGUUUGAUACAAAUACGGUGUUUCUUGCCUGCCUUUUGCAGCUGGUCUCUGUCGGUUCUCAGUUUUGAAUAACCAAGAUCCAAGAUGGUUGUUCUUGCGGCUUCCAUCAUAAGCAAGUCUGGGAAAGUGCUUGUUUCGAGGCAGUUUGUGGAUAUGUCUCGUAUAAGAAUUGAAGGUCUUCUUGCAGCUUUUCCCAAGUUGGUAGGAACUGGAAAACAACACACAUAUGUUGAGACAGAAAAUGUGCGCUACGUUUACCAACCAAUUGAAGCUUUGUACUUGCUACUUGUGACAAACAAACAGAGCAACAUCCUUGAAGAUUUGGAGACUUUGAGGCUGCUAUCUAAGCUUGUACCUGAAUAUUCUUAUCCUUUAGAUGAAGAAGGUAUUUGCAGGACAGCUUUUGAGCUUAUCUUUGCUUUUGACGAAGUCAUCUCUCUUGGGCACAAGGAAAAUGUAACUGUUGCACAGGUUAAGCAGUACUGUGAGAUGGAGAGUCAUGAAGAAAAGUUGCACAAACUGGUAUUGCAGAGUAAGAUCAAUGAAACCAAGGAUGUUAUGAAGCGCAAAGCUAGUGAGAUUGACAAAAGCAAGAUUGAAAAGGGCAGAGGUGAUAAAGGAGGGUUUGGGUCAAUGUCUAUACAGUCAAUGGGCUCUGGAAGACUUGAGAGUAGCUUUAGUGAUAUGAGCAUAUCUGGUGGUGGUGGAGGUGGUUUUGGAAGUGGUUCUGGCUUUGGAUUGAGCACUGACUUUGAUUCCUUUUCUAGCAAGUCUAAAGGUCGUCCACCUUCUUCUGCCACUGCUCCUCCAAAAGGUCUUGGCAUGCAGCUUGGUAAAUCUCAAAAGACAAACCAGUUCUUGGAAUCCUUGAAAGCAGAAGGUGAAGUAAUUGUUGAGGAUGUGCAGCCAAAAGCAAGCCAUUCCAAAUCAUCUGCUCCACCACCUACUGAUCCCAUCACUUUGACUGUUGAGGAGAAAAUCAGCGUGACACUGAAACGAGAUGGGGGACUUAGUAACUUUGAUGUUCAAGGAACAUUGUCACUUCAAAUUCUUAACCAAGAAGAUGGGCAUAUCCAGGUUCAGAUUGAAACUGGUGGGAAUCCAGGCGUCCUUUUCAAGGCACACCCUAACAUGAACAAAGAAUUAUUUGCCAAUGAAAAUAUUCUAGGACUGAAGGACCCAAAUAGGCCUUUUCCCACAGGUCAGGGUGGUGAUGCAGCAGGUGUUGGUCUUUUGAAGUGGAGAAUGCAAAGUACAGAUGAGUCAAUGGUGCCACUGUCAAUCAACUGCUGGCCCUCUGUUUCUGGAAAUGAAACUUUUGUCAGCAUUGAAUAUGAAGCUUCGUCAAUGUUUGACCUACGAAAUGUUGUGAUCGUGGUACCUCUUCCAGCUCUUCGAGAGGCACCAAGUGUUAGGCAGAUUGAUGGGGAAUGGAGGUAUGACUCAAGGAAUUCCGUCUUGGAGUGGUCCAUACUUCUUAUUGAUGACUCAAACCGCAGUGGAUCAAUGGAGUUUGUUGUUCCCCCAGCAGAUUCAUCUGUAUUUUUCCCCAUAUCUGUGCAGUUCUUAGCUACUAACACAUUCAGUGACCUUAAGGUUGUAAGUGUCAUACCUCUGAAGGGUGGAGCCCCUCCCAAGCAUUCCCAAAGAACGCAGUUGAUCACAGAGAAUUACCAAGUGGUGUAACUGGUGCUUACAUGCUCUACUGGAUUCAAAUUCUGAAUCAGCAGUUGCCUUUCAUGUUAUUCCUUUUCUACUUCAAGUGAAAUAGCUAGACUUGCAAUAUCCACUUAUAUUAACCUGAUUUUUUCUCUAUUAGGAUAUCUGUUGGUAUACAUAAAUGCAAUUUUUCGGUAUUUGCAUA